This is a messenger RNA of Gekko japonicus, 1679 nucleotides long. Its product is annotated as semaphorin-7A-like. Gene Ontology annotation, biological process: negative regulation of axon extension involved in axon guidance; axon guidance; semaphorin-plexin signaling pathway. Lineage: Eukaryota; Metazoa; Chordata; Lepidosauria; Squamata; Gekkonidae. The coding region runs from base 27 to 1679 and encodes 550 amino acids. Gene Ontology annotation, molecular function: chemorepellent activity; semaphorin receptor binding. The transcript has 14 exons. The record is from RefSeq and is a predicted model, not a curated record.
UGUGGAUCUUAACGUUUCAGGAUUCCAUGGUCACUCCGACACGGAUACAGCUGAGUGCUGACGAAAAGGUGAAGCAGAACUGCAAGAAGAAGCCAGGGGCCAACCAGAAGGAGUGCCACAACUUCAUCCAGGUGAUCCAGAGGCUGAACGCCACAAACAUCAUCGUCUGCGGCACCAAUGCGGCUUCCCCCAAGUGCUGGCUUCUUGACAACAACAACACCUAUUACGAAAGCCACACGGUCAAACUCAAUGCCGGAAACAUCGUCCCUGCCUUUCCAUCUCAAACUGCCGUGACCAUCGCAGUGGACGGCAACCUUUAUUCGGCAUUGUCGGGAACCAAGAGCGUCAUACAGAGGAGCUACGCGUAUGGGACCCAAAAGUUGAUCAAGACCGACGACAAUUGGCUGGCCAAGGCGGAAUUUGUCAGCGCCGCCCUGCUGGCAGAGAGCAGUACAGUGAACGAAGAAAUCUACUUCUUUUACAACGAGGUCAACCAGAGUGCCAGCCUGGAUGACGAACCUUACAAAGCGCAGAUCGGGCGUGUGUGCAAGGCGGAUGACGGUGGGAGGAGCAUGCUGACGGAUUCAUGGACCACCUUCCUGAAGGCCAGGCUGGUCUGUGGACAUCCCAGAGACCCGAAGCGCUUCCAUCGCCUCCGGGACGCCUUUCUCCUCAAAGAAGGCCGGACGCUCUAUGGAGUCUUCUCCAAUUCGUGGGGCAAAACAGCCGUUUGCAAGUAUUCCAUGAACGAGAUCAGUUCGGCCUUCAAGACGUCCAAACUGAAGGGGCCUGGGACGUGCGUUGCGUCAAGUGCCCAAACGCCCAAAGCUACCCUGACCGUCAUUAAGGACUACCCUGAAAUAGAGACGGUCAUCUACCCAGAGGGGCAGCAUCCCCUCUACCUUCUCGAGAACAAUGAAACCUACACCCGCGUGGUGGCAGACAGGGUGCGGGAUGCCAGCAACACCACUCGGGAUGUCCUCUUCCUUGGAACAGACCAAGGGAAGAUCCACAAGGUGCUUCAAAAGGGAGAGCAGACGGUGAUCAUUGCGGAGCUAAGCCCCUUCAAGAAAGAAGCGCCCGUCUCUUCCAUGGUCCUGGACACCACUAUGGGUCACCUGUACGUGAGCACUGAGUCCGAGGUGGCGCGCCUCUCGCUGGCGGACUGCGAGCAGUACAAGGACACCUGCUGGAAUUGCGUCCUGGCCCGCGACCCGUAUUGCGGGUGGGACCCGAGCAGCCUGACUUGUUCGGCCGUCUCUCAAGUCAGAAACCACAGUGGCAGCUUGCUUCAGAGCCUGGAUCCACAGUCCACAGAUGUGUGCAAAGGUGUCGAAGAACAAAAAAGCCAGGAUGCUCUCAAGAAAGUGAGCGUGGACCCCACCGGCUAUAUCUACUUGCCUUGCCCCAUGCGUUCCCACCACGCCACCUACACUUGGGUCAAGGACAACGCCAAGACGUACUCGUGCUCCGUGGACGGGGAAUCCUGCACUCUUCGUUUUGGGGAGGCCAACCCAAUGGACACGGGUGUCUUCAAAUGCACCUCCAAGGAAGCAGGCUACCAAGAGGAGAUCACGGCUUAUGAGGUCACGCUGAACAGCGGCCGGAUCCCCGAGGUCUCCUUGGCGGUGGUCGCCACGGGCGUCUUGUUUCUGGCCAUAACUAUUCUCCUCUUGUAG